Plasmodium cynomolgi strain B is the source of this 642-nucleotide messenger RNA. Its product is annotated as endonuclease. The annotation marks the transcript as partial. Gene Ontology annotation, biological process: nuclear-transcribed mRNA poly(A) tail shortening. The transcript has 5 exons. The record is from RefSeq and is a predicted model, not a curated record. Lineage: Eukaryota; Apicomplexa; Aconoidasida; Haemosporida; Plasmodiidae. Gene Ontology annotation, molecular function: poly(A)-specific ribonuclease activity. Gene Ontology annotation, cellular component: nucleus; cytoplasm; CCR4-NOT complex.
AUGGGGGUUAAAAUAAGAGUCGGCUCGUGGAACAUGUAUAAUGACGUUUGGCACUCCGUUCGCGAAGCGACAGAGAGUAUAACUCCCUCGCGUUUUACGAGUGGUUCCCGACUGAGGUUUCUGAGCGAAAGGUUUUCGUGCACCCGCUUCGACGUCAUGUGCCUACAGGUAUCCCCAGUGAUGGUCUCAAGUCUGCAAAAACAGUGUACCCGUCACAACUUGACGUUGGUGGCACCCCCGCAAAGUACCCUCAUACCCAACAGCAACAACUGCUGCGUCUUAUUCGACAAAAAAUUCAACCUUGUUGCGAAAAAGCAUUUUAACCUGAGCGAGGCGGUGUCCACCCAUCUGAUGGGUUACUACUCUCACCAUGGGGGAAGUGACAUCGAAGACGCAUUCAUUAAGGAGCUCAGAAUGAGGAACAGUAUGGCCACGAUGCUUCUCCUGGAGCUUCCCCAAACAAAAAUUUUUUUAGCCGUUUGUAACUGUCACAUUCAUUGGAACCCAGCAUAUCCCGACGUGAAGUUGUUCCACACGUUCCUCAUUGUUAAGGAGCUGUUCCAGUUUGUGCAUUCCUCUUUGGAGUGUUUUCCCUUUGUCCCUCUGCUGCUGGUGGGGGAUUUCAACUCCACUCCCCGUUUG